UAUUCAUUUUCUAAAAAUAUCUAAAGGAAAGAAAAGUUGAUUAUCUGCGAAUAUAUCGACUUUCAUCGUGUGACACGUUACAGAAUCCAAGGUCUCGGUACACAUCAGUGCAUCUCUCUCUUUCUUUCUCUCUUGAGAGAAUAUAUAUAUAUAUAUAUUUCGAUAAAAAGUUACUUGACCGGAAAAAGUCCGCGCGCGCGCGCGCGCGCGAAAAUAGAUUUCCAAGAAUAAAAAUCCCAGACGAAUUGCAAAAUAAUUCGUAAUAACAAUCGAUGUUCAAAGUCCGGCCUUGCAUUUGAAUCAAUUUCGAGAUAUCGAAUCCGACUGUGAUUACCGGGCCGAAAAAUGAGUCAUGAAGAUUUGUUUCUUUGUUACACCGCAAUCUGUGACAACAAUCCGCGCCGAUUGUUUUUUCUCUUACGUUUUUUCGAGAUUAAUUUGUAUCAUGGCUAUCUUUUUUGUUCAAGUGCAAGGAGUGUAAGAUGGUCUCGGGAAUAAAGAACAGACCCGUAAAACGAGCUGAAGUUGCGCUUGAAUCGGAGAUUCAAGUCGGAAAACGUAUCAGGAAAACAUGAUUCGAAGAAGUGGCACGGAGACCUUUUAGCAGUGGCGCUAAUUUCAAAGCACGAGUUACGCAAAUGUGUGUACAAAUUGUUUGUUUUUUGCACACAUACGAAACUACAAGUUUCUAUAUAUGUUAAUUGUUCUGAAGUUUUCGUUUGAAUAAAGUGUGUUUUACAAAUAUGCAAAGCUUAUUUAUUAUUAACAAAAUUGACUUCAUACGUACGUUUUUUACAAGUAAAUAUGCACAGAUCGGUACAAAUGUUUCCGAUAAACUCUAGCUUAUCGGAUCUCAUGAUUUAAUGAUAAAAUUCAAAAAUUAUUUAAAUAUGCAAACAAUUCUUACGGCUGAGGUGUUAAAACUGCGAAGGUUAUGUUUACUGUACACGCGCGAGGCUGAUGACAAGUGGAAGAUAGAGCUCCAGCGACAUGAAAAUCUUAUCAGACAAAUGUCUCAUUCGUUUAGAAAAAUAGCAAAUCGUCGCGCGUCAUAUAAAACAGAGUGUCUUAAACGGGGGAAAUAAAAACUUGCUUGUACUUGCGUAAAAAAACACUAUGCGUCUCACGACCGAGAAAAGUGAGGUUAUAUGAUGAUACAUUUACUUUGAGAUUUAAACCUGUUGAGACAACGUACCGCGAUGUCGUCGGGAAGCAGGUCGAAACAUCGCUCGUCCAGCCGGGAACGCGCGCGUGACGACGACAGGAAGAGACAUCGCAGAAGCGAGGAACGCGAAUCCUCGAGAAACAACCGAGAGAAAUGUAAAUCCUCCGGUUUCGAAUCGCGGGGCGGCUCGUCGUCGAGGGAUCGUCGCGAGGAGACUGACGACGAUUUCUCUUACGGCAGGUACAAGCACGAAUUGAACAAGAUCUUCGCGGCCAAUCCGAAUCUUAUCCAUGAUGUCGCGGACUUUUGGAAGUUUGUCGAGAAGUACGAGUCCGUGAAGAAGCAGUUGGGCGACGGCGAAGAGCACGCGACCGAUCCCACUUUAAACUCCAUCGGAGUUCCGGACAAGUAUCACAAGUCUCAUUGUUUGAAUUUCAAGCUUUCUCUGUCCCACGGGGAAUUAUUCGCGCGGGUUCCCGAAGUAAAACAACUGACAAAGUCACGACUGUUGAGAUUCAGGGACGUGAUAGUUCUGUACUUGGAUUUCAAGCAGAAGGAGAAAUUUGGCAAGUUGAAAAAGCUGAGAGACAUGCAAGCUAAUUUGCCUGUCUCUCGUUAUAAGGAAGAAAUUAUGGAAACAGUUAAGAAGGAGAAGGUGGUCAUCAUUGCGGGAGACACAGGAUGUGGCAAAUCGACCCAAGUACCUCAGUACUUGUAUCAAGCUGGUUUUCAAAAAAUAGCAUGCACACAACCUCGAAGAAUAGCCUGUAUCUCAUUAGCAAAAAGAGUUACUUUUGAAACUUUGAGUGAGAACCUUAGCAAAGUUGGAUAUCAGAUACGUUUUGAAAAACAGAAGAACCAAGAGACAAACAUUCUGUUCAUAACUGAAGGUUUAUUGCUACGACAGCUAUCUGGUGAAGCCGUAUUAUCCACAUACGAUGUCAUAGUCUUGGAUGAAGUGCAUGAGCGUCACUUACAUGGAGAUUUUUUAUUAGGCAUUAUGAAAUGUAUUAUUAAUCAAAAGUCUGAUUUGAAACUGGUUUUAAUGUCAGCCACUAUUAAUAUAGAGCUGUUUAGUAAUUAUUUUGCAAAGGAAGAUGUUAAAGUAAUAGAAGUUCCUGGAAGAUUGUAUCCUAUUCAACUGCUCUAUCGUCCUGUAACUAUAGAUGACCUCAAAUAUAAAAAUGAUCGAUUUAAUCCAAGUCCAUAUGUACAAAUAUUGCAAAUAAUUGACAAAAAAUAUCCAGUCGACGAGAAAGGUGAUUUGUUAAUAUUUCUGAGUGGAAUAAGUGAAAUUACCGCUGUUGUGGACGCUGCCAAAGAAUAUAGUAUGAAAAAAAAUAAUUGGAUAGUUUUACCGCUCCAUAGUACCCUUUCUAUCGCUGAACAAGAUAAGGUAUUUGAUUACGCACCUGAAGGUGUUAGAAAAUGCAUUGUUGCAACCAACAUUGCGGAAACUUCUAUUACCAUAGACGGAAUCAGAUUUGUCGCUGAUAGUGGAAAAGUGAAAGAGAUGAGUUAUGAUCCGUCAUGUAAAAUGCAAAGAUUAAAAGAAUUCUGGAUCAGUAAAGCUAGCGCGGAACAAAGGAAAGGAAGAGCUGGUAGAACUGGACCUGGAGUUUGUUAUAGAAUUUAUUCGGAGGAAGAAUAUAACAUGCUGGAAAGAUAUUCGACGCCAGAAUUGCAACGCGUACCGUUGGAUUCUUCGCUAUUACAAAUGAUAGCGAUGGGACUUCCUGACGCACGCAAAUUUCCCUUUAUAGAACCACCACCGGCCGAUAGCAUCGAAAAUGCUAUACUUUCUUUGAAAGAUCACGGUGCACUUACGGAUAAUGAGAAGAUCACGUGUAUUGGUAAAACGUUAGCGCGGCUACCCGUUGAUAUUACAAUAGGAAAGAUGUUGAUAAUGGGAUCUAUUUUCCAUCAAGUGGAGCCCGUAUUGUCACUAGCCGCUGCGUUGAGUAUACAAAAUCCGUUCACUAACAGAUCGUACAGAGACGCCGAAUGCGAGACAUCUAGAAAGAAGUUAGAAUCUGAUCACGGUGAUCCAAUAACGUUACUGAACGCGUUUAAAGAAUGGCUGGAGGUGAAGCAGGAAAGCGCUCAAGAAUACAGAGGUAGCAGCAGCAGUAGCCGAAAAUGGUGUAGAAGAAGAGGUCUGGAAGAACAGCGCUUCUACGAAAUGACGAAGUUGAGAACUCAAUUUAAAGAAUUACUUCAAGAUUGCAGCUUACUCAAAAGUCUGCCGGAACCAAAUUCCUCCAUGACGAGCGCCGAGCGUGCGAUGAGACAUGGAGAACUAAAACUUCUGAAAUCUCUGAAAAGAACUUACAAACAGAGUGAACCCAGACGGCGUAAACAAUUAAAAGUAGAAAAAUUCGACAUACAGUUGGAAGACAAUGACGAAGACAAUGGAGAACUUGAUAUAAAGGACAUAGAGUUUCGAAUGAGAAAUGACUCGAGCCAGGUGCAGAAUCUGUUGACCGCGUCCACCGCUUGUAGCUACAAGGAUCUAACAAUGUUGAAGUUGAUAUUAUGUAGUGGUUUAUAUCCGCAAUUUGCUUGUGCCGACGAAUUCAAUUACUGCAAGUCUAUGAGCGAGCAAUUAUUUCACACGAAAGCAAAGCCGUACGUUGCUUUGCAUCCGAUGAGCUUCUUCGGAAAUCAUCCGCAAGUUCUGCAAAUCGAAGAAACGGAUACUGUAGCAAUACCAGGCUUUAAGAGCAAAUCUCCAGUUAGUUCUAAACAUCAGAUAUUGGCGUAUCUAUCUCUUUUGGAAACUACAAAACCGUAUCUAGUGAAUACUUUGAGAAUGCCGGCUGCACAAACGUUGCUAUUAUUUGCACGCGAAAUAGAUACUAACAGUACGUUUUCUAUAAUAGUAUGUGAUUCGUGGUUGAUGUUGGAAUUCCCUGUUCCUGACAGCGGUCAAACGUUAUUGAUGAAAGCUGCUAAAUUACGAAAUAAAUGGGAAUUUUUAUUGAAUCAACAGUUGCAAGGAUUCGAAAAUAACGAAAGAAAAGAUUUUGAUAAAAUUGAGCAAAGUCUUACGCAAGAACUGAUCGAAUAUAUGCACACUACAGUGCCGUAUACCAUAAAACGACUGUUACCAGCCGAUUUAAAGACAAUAUAUGUUCGCGAUGGCAAUAACGACAUGAGUGUAGAACCCAAUCCUUUUCACCCUGAUUUCAAGAGUGUACCGAAUGUAAUUAAAGGUGGAGUCUACGUAACAGACAGUAUUACAUACAAUUGCAUAAGGGAAACCGAAUGGAGUGAAUAUCUAAUCGCACAAAUGUUCGAAACCGAAUGGCAUUGUCAAAAUUGUGAUUUUCAAGCGACUCUUUGUAGUAUAGAAAAACUUCAGCAUCAGAAUUCUUGCACUGUUACAAACGCAAAAGACGAGAUCGACAGAGAACGUGAAAAUAAAACGCGCAAACCCAAUAGUCAAGCGUACGAAUGUCCUGAUUGUUCGCAAACACUGUAUCUCACACCUAUUGAAAUAUUAAAGCAUAAAAAGCUACAUAUUAAAAGCUAAUGUUUAAAAUAUCUGCCACGUAAUCUGUACAUACAAUUGAAAUAUAUGUAUUUAUUUUACA
Pseudomyrmex gracilis is the source of this 4761-nucleotide messenger RNA. Its product is annotated as probable ATP-dependent RNA helicase DHX34. Bases 1200 to 4700 code for a protein of 1166 amino acids. Gene Ontology annotation, biological process: nuclear-transcribed mRNA catabolic process, nonsense-mediated decay. Gene Ontology annotation, molecular function: RNA binding; ATP binding. Gene Ontology annotation, cellular component: intracellular anatomical structure. The record is from RefSeq and is a predicted model, not a curated record. The transcript is spliced from 15 exons. NCBI's taxonomy places the organism in Eukaryota, Metazoa, Arthropoda, Insecta, Hymenoptera, Formicidae.